Phytophthora nicotianae INRA-310 is the source of this 927-nucleotide messenger RNA. RefSeq lists its product as hypothetical. The record is from RefSeq and is a predicted model, not a curated record. NCBI's taxonomy places the organism in Eukaryota, Oomycota, Peronosporomycetes, Peronosporales, Peronosporaceae. The transcript has 2 exons. Bases 1 to 873 code for a protein of 290 amino acids.
AUGGCGAGCUCGAAGCCUCGCGGACGGCCACCGGCCGACGGGAACUUUAUCAUGUGGACGGAGCCUCUGGUCGAGAGCUUACUGAAGUUGAGGUUUGAGAAGUACGCGGAGCCGAUGGCGGCUGCAAGAGGCACCAAAUCGCUCCGAGUAGCGUGGGCCGAGCUGGCGAAGGAGCUUACGCUGCAGAACAACGGGGACGUGGUGUCCGUGGAGCAGUGUCGCAACAAGCUCAAGGCGCUGAGAAACAAAUGGUUGGCUUACCACUCUGGAAUGGUCUCGGAACCAGUUUGUCUUGCACUCAUGGACGCUUGUUGGGGUAGUGAGAAAGAUGACGGAGUACCGGCCAAGUCGCAAAGUCACUCGAGACCGAGCCCAGAGCAUCGUAAACAAGCCAAGAAGCCACGAGUGGGGCCUUCUUCACCUUCAGGUGCUGAAGGGGGAUCGCUGGUUCCUAUCGCGUCAGCUCCAGCUCCGGCCUCACUUGUGGAUGCAGCUUCAGAUGUAGCCCUGGUGUCGACUUCUGCUCCACCUUUUGUUGAGGCGAAAGGACCCACGUCGACAGCAGCUUUGCGUUCGCGUCCGCAGACUGGUGCCCCAACGUCUAAAGCGGCCCCGGUACUAGACGGAGGAAAACAAGCCAUCCCGCAAGAUAUUACGUCGGCUUCCACUCAAACUGCUCGACUCAAUAAGCCUCCCCUGGAAUGCACAGGCAUGGCGAAAGUAGAGAAACUAAUCAACGACGGCUUCGCUAAGGUGCUAGAAGGUCAAGCGAAACAGUUAAAGCUGGUGGAGGAGCAAAAUCAGCUGCUGGCGCAGAUUUUUGAGACGUUGCAGCGCAGCAAACACCAGGACAACACGAGUGACCUGGAGUAGUUGGUGAUGAGCUGACAUGGAGUACAAGUAAUUUGAAUGGAUCAAAUAUUUUAC